AUGGCCAGACGCCUCCAGGAGCUCGCUCGGCCCAAACCAAACAGACUUCAGUAUCCAGACCGUCGCUCGGUUUAUUGGCUCGAUAAACUGCCUCCUGAAAAGACGAGCUCCGUGACACAAAUUGAGUUAACCCCGCGUUGGCUGGAGCUUUCCCGAAGUAAAAAGAUCAACACUCGAGUCACACUGAAUCCUGAGUGGAGGGUGAGUGCGUGGGCUCUGAAGGCUGUACCGUCCCAACGCCUGUGUCGUCUGGCUCUCCCACGACUCCCUGCGGCGGAGUGGCAGCCAGAGCGCCCCCUACUGGCCCCUUUGAGCGCAGCGACUCAGACGGCUGUGGCCACGGCCCGGGUCUGUGCGCUCGCUCAGCCCAAGAAGAAACAUGGAGAUGAGGCGUCUGGUCCCAGGACCAAACCUGCUCCUCGCUCCCAGGGGUCGAGUCGAGCGUCUGCUCACAUAGAGCUGCUCGCCACCCCAAAACAAAACCACCCAAAGUUCGAGGGGGAGCGUGAGGCGUCCUGGCCCGUGUCCAGAUCGGCUCAGAAGGCGGUGGCCAGUCCCCGUGUCCAGGAGCUGUCCAGUCCCAAAGAGAGAAAGUCUCUGUAUGAAGGAUUUAACCCGUACGUCAUCAGCAGAGCGGCGCGCUCCGCCUGUCCCUCCGCACGCGUCCGACAGCUCAGCCUCCCCCUGCCACGGAAAUGCAGCUCACAAUAA
Messenger RNA from Periophthalmus magnuspinnatus, 711 nucleotides. It is a transcript of the gene spmap2, whose product is annotated as theg spermatid protein. Gene Ontology annotation, biological process: spermatogenesis. The coding region runs from base 1 to 711 and encodes 236 amino acids. Lineage: Eukaryota; Metazoa; Chordata; Actinopteri; Gobiiformes; Gobiidae. The record is from RefSeq and is a predicted model, not a curated record. The transcript has 6 exons.